Messenger RNA from Orbicella faveolata, 4318 nucleotides. Its product is annotated as adenosine receptor A1-like. NCBI's taxonomy places the organism in Eukaryota, Metazoa, Cnidaria, Anthozoa, Scleractinia, Merulinidae. Gene Ontology annotation, biological process: G protein-coupled receptor signaling pathway. The record is from RefSeq and is a predicted model, not a curated record. Gene Ontology annotation, molecular function: melanocortin receptor activity. Gene Ontology annotation, cellular component: membrane.
CAUUUUAUACACAGAAGCAAAACACAUAACCUUUCAUGUGAAAAAUCGCCAACGAAAGCUUGAUCCUGCAUACAUAAUCAGCUGAUAAUCUGUGAAUAUCUCGUGAUAUUGACGCCAAUUGUUGUUUUCUCAGUUUUUACAAUGCGCGUGUUGCAUUCUUUAAUUUUUUGAACAGACGACCCUCAUGUUACGACGCCAACAGAAAUAUUAUACUUUAAAAUAUGACAACUUGCCAUAUCUCAGUCAAAACAGAAAAACAUUGAAGGAUAAUAUAUAAUAAACAAAAUAGCCUCCUUUUUUUCUUCAAAAAUGUGCAUGGGGACGAUAAAUUUGCCCGCGGCCGGACAUUACAGUACAAGAUUACUUAUAUUUAACUAAAACUCCCUGACCCAAGCAAAGUGCUAACGCCAUUUCACGCUCUAAACACACUUGUGCUUAAAGUUUCUGGUUACCGGUACAUUGUAGAGUCGUUGCGAAUGUUUAGAUCAUUCAUAGUUGCACCAGUAUCUGGCCGUUAUGAUUCGACAGAUGUCUUGAGCACAGUGGCAUGCGUAUUCUAAAACGUUCGGUUUAAUUGUUGCAGGCGGGUGACAUCGCUUCCCACCUAACAAAGACCGAAGCAGUAUAGGUAGAAUCAAUGAUGGCCGACGAAGGGGGAUGUCUUUUUUUGGAUGUCAAUUAUAAUUCGACGGAAUAUCUCUUCAUUGGCCACAUUGUGACCUUAGUCCUCAACUCUGUUUCGUCUCUCACCGCCGUAGCCGGCAACGGCGUGGUAAUUCUCGUUGUGUGGAAGACGCCAGCACUUCACACGCCAUCAAACGUGUUUUUGUGUUGUUUAGCGAUCAGUGAUCUUACUGUCGGAUUAAUUGCACAACCAUGUUUCGUGAUCCACAAAAUCGGCGAACUUCUCGAAAGCUACAGCAUGUAUUGCACCACAAGAAUAUUGGCAGAGUCAGUUGGGUAUAUAACAGCCGGUACCUCUGUUCUAACCAUGACCGGCAUUGCGAUCGAGCGAUAUCUUGCCUUAUAUCUACAUCUGCGCUACAAACAAAUUAUAACCACGAAGCGCAUCUUAGUCGCUGCUUUCUGUCUGUGGGUGUUUUUCAUCUUGCAGGCCGCUUCUAGAUUUUGGAUCGCAAACGACAACAUCUUCAACAACAUCGCAAUUCCUGUCAUAGGUUGCAGUUUGGUCUUCACUUUCCUGGCCUAUAUGAAGGUCUUGAAAUAUGUUCGCCGUCAUGAGAACCAAAUUCAUGAUCAAAAUGUGUCUAACCCCAAUCAAUACCCGGCGAGUAAUCGUUUGCUGGGGAUGAGGCGCUACAAAAAGUCGACUCUGACAAUGGCGUACAUUGUAGGCAUCUUCGUCCUCUGUUACAUCCCAAUUCUGUGCGUCAAAAUUGCUCACAAGAUCGAGGGUUAUACCGCAAGUGUCAAAACUGCGUAUGUGUACGCAUCCACAAUCGUCUUCCUAAACAGCUCAUUCAACCCCGUAGUUUACUGCUGGAGAAUAACUGAUAUACGGAGAGCUGUAAUAGGUAUAUUUUCGCGCUGUCUUCGGGGAAAAGAAUUGCCUGGUAUUGAAACAGUCGAAGCAAGCGUAAGACUUAGCGGGAUUUUCCGUGGAAACAGAGCCUUUAGCGUCAGUAAUUUCAACACACCCCGCGCUUCACUUAGCGUCAUACAACCCGGCUGAAAUUGACAAAAUUUACACAUUGACUAAGACAUUUUGCAGAAUAAGCAAAAGAAUAAGAAUACGAUAGAGUGAAAUCUUACAAAAUUUCAAUGGGACUACAUUUUCUUCUGAAUUUUUUUUUCGUUUUGUAUUGUUGUUUAGUUUGUUUCAAUACAUCACGCAGUCUUGUAGAGACGCCAUGAACGCGUGUGAUAGGAAAAAAUCUAACCGGCUAAAUAUAUAAAAUAAGAUAAUUUCAAAUACUUUGAAAGCUAAUCAAUCGUAACUGGAAUAUUAAUGACCAAGGCAAACAUUUAUUCAGCUUUCAGUUUACACAUGUAUGCACGAAACUCUCAAAAAGACCUGUUUAACGAAAGCAUGAUAUUCAAUUUUCAAGCCAAGAAUGUCGUCUGCAAACUAAUUAUCAAAAAUUGCUUCGCAUGGCAGAAGAUCCCAAGAAAAGGCAAUGGAAAGUAUGAAACAAAAUUUACACGAAACAACUUUUAACAUAUGCCACCGGGUAUUGUGUGGUCAGGUUACUCCAACAUGACAAUUUUGCCUCGAGAAAUGUCAUCCGUGUUUGAAGGUCUGAUCGUUUGAUAACUUGAACGAUCAGAAAAUUCUCCCUUGUAAUACUUCUUUGAAAAGUCCUGUGUGCUCGUGUAGAAAAUAAGUUCUCUCGGAAGCCAUCCUCUAUUACAUCUAGUUUUAAUUUCCUCAGUGGCAUGUCUUUUAGAGCCACAAUCCCGUUCUUUUUUUUUCUACCGGCAGGAACAGUUUCCCAUCCCAGCAGCACUAAUUAAAAAUAUUUUGUUGUUUUGAAAAGUUUUUAGCCGUGCGAUACGAGCAAUUUUUUCCAGUUGACAAGCUAUCGUUGAAAAAAGAGAGUCUUGUCAUAGAUAAGACUCGCCAAAGAAAAAGAUCGAUUGUCAUAACUUGUCAUGCGCACAAGCAAGUCAUCCAUAAAACCUGUCGUACGUGAUAUGACAUGGGAAAAAGAAUAUUGUCUUGACGUAACAACUUGUUUGCUAUUUUCUAAAGACCCACACACCCGCAGUCUCAACACUGUUUUUCACUAAGGAAUAAGCAUAAGCGUAAUGGAUACUUUCGUGCCCAUUACAGCGAUUCUACCCUACUUAACGUAUUGCCAAUUAGUUUGGCACUUUUGUAAAGCCAGCGAUUCGCGCAAGAUAGAAAGACUCCGAGAGAGAGAGGCUUAAGGGCUGUAUACAAAGAUCACAACGCCACCUACUCAGAAUUACUCAAGAGGGCUCAACUACCAACACUAGAGAACAGACGCCUGCAAAAUGUAUGCACCCUUAUGUAUAAAGUCAAACGCAAAUUAUGUCCAGCCUACAUUAGCAACAUUUUUAAUACUCAUAGCACUUCUUAUUCCUUAAGACAAACUGAUUUCAGCAUUCUUGGAUAUAAUACAGUAACAUAUGGUCAACAUUCCAUGCGCUACCUUGGACCAAAAUUAUGAGCAAAACUGCCUAAAAAUAUUAGAUCUGCAAAAACUUUGAACAACUUUAAAAGCACUAUUGCUGGACGACGGAUGUAUGCGUUGUUCUUGCUGUUCAUCUAUGUAGUUAGUUGUUAAAUAUAACUAUUAGGUGAUAAUAUUAUGAUAGUAUUUAUCAACAAAUAAGUUUUUUUUUAAAUUCAAUUUCAAUAUGUUAAUAUUUUCCUAAUUUUACUAAAUCUUAGGUGAAUACAUUUUACUUUAUAAUUUUAGUCUCCCCAAUUAGUAGAGCACUUGUGCUUAGCUAUUAAGACUGAGACUUAAAUAAAGUUAUCAUUCAUUCAUUCAUUCGUCCCGUUCGCGUUUUCUCUUUUGGGAAUUAUUCUCUUUUCUUUCGUUUAUUUAUUUAUGCUUUUUACUAUUUUACAUCAAAUGCCAAUAAAGCUUAUUAAAGCUAGGUAAGUCACAUACGGAGACGCACUUGAGCGCUGCUAAAUUUUCCUAACAAAAGACGCCAAUUAUAAACAUCUUACUGUGUCCGCGUAUGGCCGGCUUAUGCUUAUGCACUGAUGUAAAUCAGCCUGUACCAUCACGAACCAUCCGCACAAUCACCUAAAAAUGUUUUUCAUCACCCGCAAAACACGCCCAAAGCGAGGCUUUUUAAUACGAGCUCGUACGAAAUAAACCUCGCUCUAGUGAAUCAUGCACCUGCGUUUAAUUCGGACAGGUCUUCACAAGGUAUUGUAGCAGAUAUACAGGCGAUUUACACCACAAAAAAUAUUUGGAACGGCUCGGAUAAAACUGGUACAGGUGUAAAUUUUCAUCCAUGCUCGGACUAUCUUUGUAUGGUUCGAGCACGAGUGAAAGUGAACACGGAUGUCAAAUCUAUCCGAACAGUUCCAAAAAUAGCGUGUAGUGUAAAUGGGUCCUUAGACAUAUACGACAACGGCCCAUACAAAUGAACAUCUUUUACUUAAGGCUGGUGUUCAGUGAUGUAAAUGCUACGAUCCGGUUACGAUCGCUAUGACAGCUGCUAUGGUGGCGAUUACAGCAGAAAACGUUGAGAAACUAUUAAUAUGUAAGUAAUUUUUAUUAUUAUUGUUUUAUUAUGACUACCAGUUUCCAGGUGAUCGCUACAGAGAUGACCUGGGGCCCGUUUCUCGAAGGUCCCGAAAAGUUUUCGC